Messenger RNA from Cervus elaphus (red deer), 879 nucleotides. RefSeq names its product vegetative cell wall protein gp1-like. Lineage: Eukaryota; Metazoa; Chordata; Mammalia; Artiodactyla; Cervidae. The coding region runs from base 1 to 879 and encodes 292 amino acids. The transcript is spliced from 2 exons. The record is from RefSeq and is a predicted model, not a curated record.
AUGAAUAUAGUGUUUCUUGGGCUAAUUAAUCCGCCUCAAGAGCAGCGAGGCUACAACUUCAGGUCACCCACCCCGGGCCACUCAAGCCGAGAUCGGGACGUGAGCCCGGGGCGAGCCGAGGCGCAUUCCGAGCCGAGGUCACCGAACCGAAGUUACGGGGCGCGGGCCGGUUACCGGAAAGUGUCCCCUGGGCGCGAGAAGGCCGGCGGGGGCAGUGAUGCCGCUGGCGGGAGGUCCCCGGAGCGUGUAGGCCGCGCACGGCUCUUCUCGGCGGGCGGGCAAAAUGGGCGCCGGCGAGCAGGAGGCGCCGGCCCGGCCGUACGCCCGUUCCUCACACACCACGUCCGCCCGCGGCCCGACAGCGCCGCCUCCCUGCCGCCCCCCGAGCCCGGCCCCACGUCCUGCCCGCGGCCGGCCACCGCCCUCCGCCCCGACGGCCACGCCUGCCUCAACCGGCGCGGGCGUUUCCCAGGUGCCGCUGGGCCGGCCCCGCCCCCGCGUCCCAAGCUCCUCCCCCGCGCGCCCGCCCGCCCUGCCCCACGCCCCAGGCCCCGCCUCGCCCCAAGCCCCGCCCCCGCCCUCCCGCCCGCCCACUCGCACCCCAGGCCCGGCUCCCACGUCCCAAGCUCCGCCCCCAUGCCCCGCCCCACGCCCGGCCCCCACGUCCCAAGCUCCGCCCCCGCGCGCCCACCCGCCCCGUCCCUCGCCCCAGGCCCCGACUCCGCGUCCCAAGCCCCGCCUCCACGUCCCAAGCUCCGCCCCCGCGAGCCCGCCCACUCCGCGCCCCAGGCCCUGCUCCCACGUCCCCAGCUCCGCCCCCGCGCGCCCCGCCCCGCCCCGCGCCCCAGGCCCCGCCCCCCGCGGAACCCGCCCGGCUGA